Cuscuta campestris is the source of this 1659-nucleotide messenger RNA. Lineage: Eukaryota; Viridiplantae; Streptophyta; Magnoliopsida; Solanales; Convolvulaceae. The record is from the annotation of a GenBank genome assembly.
CUUUGGCUCAAAUGUGCUGUGACUUAAUUUGAGAAUUAUAGAGGUACGUAGAUAUAAAUCUCCAUCUUUUUACUUGCAUCCAACAUUUGCAGUAGAUGUGUAGAUUGGGAGAUGGGUAAAGCUUCUGUCAUCAUCUACAUCACAAUCGCCGUCCUCCUCCUGCUCCUCGUCUCCCAUUCUCCCAAGAAGGGCAACAAGGCACACCGCCACCGUCGCCUCAAGCUCCGCUCCAACUUCACCUUCUCUCCGCCCACCGCCGACGGCGGCGGCCACCAUCGCAUCCCGUUCGACCCGCUCGUUGCCGACAUCGAGCGCAAGCGAGAGGACAAGGAAUGGGAGAAGAUGUACAUAGAGUCUCACCACCCCGAGCUGAAGACUCAUGUGGAACAUGCCCCCGGCGAGGAAGGGCAGCCGGAGUGGGAGGACUUCAUGGACGCCGAGGAUUAUCUCAACGAUGAGGAGAAGUUCAAUGUGACGAAUCGGCUUGUCCUUCUGUUCCCCAAGAUCGAUGUGGAUCCCCGGGAUGGGUUAGUGAGUGAGCACGAGUUGACUGAGUGGAACACGGAGCAAAGCAGGAAGGAGGUGCUGCACAGGUCCGAGAGGGAGAUGGAGGUUCAUGACAAGAAUCACGAUGGUUACGUCUCGUUCUCCGAGUACGAACCCCCCUCUUGGGUGCAGAAAUCAGAAAGCAAUUCAGUCGGGUAUGAAAUGGGCUGGUGGAAAGAAGAGCACUUUAAUGCAUCAGAUACGGAUGGUGAUGGUCUAUUGAAUGUCAUUGAAUUCAAUGACUUUCUACACCCUGCGGACACCACCAACCCAAAGCUACUACUAUGGUUGUGCAAGGAAGAGAUUAGGGAGAGAGAUAGUGACAAAGAUGGAAAAGUUAACUUCAAUGAAUUUUUCCAUGGGCUCUUUGACUUGGUAAGGAGCUAUGAUGAGGAUGGUCACAACACUUCACACCAUUCCGAAGAGUCGGAAAGCACUCCAGCAAAAAAGUUGUUUCAUGAACUUGAUAAAGAUGGCGAUGGAUAUCUGUCUGACGUGGAAUUACUACCUAUAAUUGGAAAGCUUCAUCCAUCAGAGCGUUACUAUGCUAAGCAACAAGCUGAUUACAUCAUACAACAGGCUGACUCUGACAAAGAUGGGCGUCUGACUUUGUCUGAGAUGAUUGACAACCCAUAUGUAUUCUAUAGUGCAAUUUUCAAUGAAGAUGAAGAUGAUGACUAUGAAGAGUACCAUGAUGAAUUCCGUUAGGUCACAUCUAUAUGAUUGUAAGUCUCCAUUACUCGGCCACGCUUAUGAUAUUUAUUGAAGUAGAAAAGUGUGGUUAAGCGUCCCCGGAGUGCUGCACCCUCAGCAAGAUAUAUCUGCCUGCUACGGGUAAUUUUGGUAGUAAUUAAUUAUUAUGGAGUAUGUGCCACUGAAGUCAUCCCUCUGCUGUUUGUUCAUUUCCCAUGUUUUGGUUGUUUAGAGGAAGAUUAAAAUCUUUGAUGGGGUAGAUGAGUGAUUUGAAAUUUGCAGGUCAUUGUUGGGGCCUAUGUAAUUUCAUAGGAAUUCAAUUUGUAAAUUCAUUAAUAAAUUUUCCAUUUCCUCUUGUCUGUUUGAGUUGAUAUUUAGCAGAGCAUUUGACAGAUUGUUCAAGAAAAUUUUUUCUGUUGC